Archocentrus centrarchus (flier cichlid) is the source of this 3422-nucleotide messenger RNA. Its product is annotated as transforming acidic coiled-coil-containing protein 1-like. NCBI's taxonomy places the organism in Eukaryota, Metazoa, Chordata, Actinopteri, Cichliformes, Cichlidae. Gene Ontology annotation, biological process: mitotic spindle organization; cerebral cortex development; nuclear migration. The record is from RefSeq and is a predicted model, not a curated record. Gene Ontology annotation, cellular component: cytoplasm.
CGCUGUGUGAGUCAGCGCUGUUUAGAGCAGAGCGGCAACAGAAGCAGCUGCAGCAGUGUGAGACACGUUUCUCUCUCACGAGCGUCAACAAUGCAGAAGAGCAGGAUGGGAAAUCUAAGCGGCUAAGCAAUAGGAGGAAGUGAAACAGCCAAAGCAAAAGAGGAGGAAGAAAAUCAAAAAGAGAGAUCGAGCGCUUGUGUUUGCCUUUCUUCUUUUCAGCCUAAGACAAACUGUCAAUUUUGUUGACAGCAGCAUUAAUCUAAACACAUCCAGAGGAAGAGGAAGUUCACUAUUAAUCAUUAGAAGUGUCAUUGGGUUCAGAACUGAACGUGUUGCAAGGAUGUCCUGGUUGUCUCCGGUCCAGUGGGCGAAAUGGACGUGGUCAGCAGUCACUGGAGCUUCAGCAGACGAUGGACAGUCCGGAGCAAAGGAUAACAGAGAAGACAUUUCAGAUUCUGAGGGGACCUUUGAGACUCCGGAGGCCGAGUCUCCAAGUGUUGUGGAGCUGCUGAGCCAACUGGACAACUCCAGUCACACAGUUUUUCCUGAUGCUAAAAACACAUUCCAGACACAAUCUCCACAGGAUGUUGGUACAGCUUCGUCCCAAGGGGUCGAUUCUCUGAACAACCUUACCAGCUCCUGGACUGACAACAGCAGCUUCAGUUUGGAUCAGAACCUUAAUUUGACCCUCAGCACCAAAACCGGCCCUGAAGAGGUCAUCUCCCCAUCAAAGACUCUUCCACAGACUGCCCGGCCCCCGUCGCUGUCUGUCGUGUCUCCACUGAACAAACCGGAUCCUUCAGAGGUGGAUGACGAGCCUCCGGUGACGUCCGACUCCAGCCCAGACUCAAACUUGACUCUCAGUCAUGACAUCAGUAUGGAUUCUGAUUUGCUCAAUGGCAACAUGGACUCUGACAUUUUGCUGUCAAACACAAAACUGACCUGUGAGCCAAAUGGGUCAAUUAUCACGAACUCCUGUAAAGUAAAGCAGAACCAGCCAGUGCAGAAGGACUUCAGUGGACAGGAUGACCAUCAUGGAGGCCAUGCCACAGAUGAGGAGAAACUGGCGAGCAGUGUUGGGGUCAAACCAGAAAAGGACCAAAACAUCCAAGACUGCCAGGUGACAUCCAAACCUGAGGCAUCAGACUGCUGCUCUGUGUAUGAAGACACGUGCAAAUUGAAGAACAACUUGGGGGGAAGUGAGAUGCAGAAAACGGGAAGUCAGGUCCUGGAUUCCAUCUGCAUCAGUGAGGCAGAAAAACAGGCGGUUCUCACCCUUAUCAGAGAGGAGAUCAUCACUAAAGAGGUUGAAGUGAGUGACUGGAAGAAAAAGUAUGAAGACUGCAGAAAAGAAGUGGAUGAGAUGAGAAAGAUUGUUGCAGAAUAUGAGAAGACAAUUGCUCAGAUGAUUGAGGAUGAGCAGCGCAACACUCUGAGUGCCCAGAAGGCUUUGCACGCGGUGACGAUGGAGAAGGAUGCCGCUCUGGCAGACCUGAACUCAGUAGAGCGAUCUCUUUCUGACGUCUUUCGCCGUUACGAAAAUAUGAAAAGCACCCUAGAGGGCUUUAAAAAAAAUGAAGAGGUUUUGAAGAAGUGUGCACAAGAGUAUCUGGCCAGAGUCAAGCAGGAGGAGCAGAGAUACCAGACACUAAAACUGCAUGCAGAGGAGAAACUAGACAAAGCUAACGAGGAGAUCGCUCAGGUGCGUUCAAAGGCAGGUGCAGAGAACAUGGCGCUGACCGCCAGCCUGAGGAAGGAACAGAUGAAGAAUGAGUCGCUGGAACAAGCCCUGCUGCAGAAGAAUCAAGAGAUCGAGGAACUGACAAAAAUCUGCGAUGAGCUGAUUGCUAAAAUGGGAAAGACAGACUGAAGGUUUCUUUAUGGGAAGCAGCCACGGUCGUCCGUUCCUCCGGCCCUGCCCACAUCCCUACAGCGAUGUCCCGUGCAUGCCCUCAGCCCCGAUGCAGUUUUGUACCCUGUGCCUGCCCUGCAUCUCAGAGCCUGCUUAUUUACAGAUGUCUAAAGUAACUUCUUGUAUAUUACAAUUGCACUACAUAUGACCAGAACCAAGAGCACUCUCUACAUGUUAAUUACAUGUGAUUCUCUUGAGUUUGUUUUGACUUUGUGCCCACUUGGAGGCCACCCGGAGCCCUUAUGGUUUUGUCAAUCAUUCCAGCGAACAAAAGCCCGCUUGUGACUCUACUUAAAUUCCCAGCAGCUUAACAGCUAAAUUCCCAGCAACUCCUCGUGCGGGAUGACAUCAGAUUUAAUCUAGGGUGGAGUUUUAAAGUUACAUUUGGGCCUGUGAUUUGACAGGCUUUUGAGAAGGAAUAUUUUCUAUUAAAGAAGCAAUCCAUAAAAUGUAUUUUUCUACAAAGCAAACAUGGAUUUUACGCUGAAUGAAAAAGGCUCAGGGGGAUUUUGUUGGGGUAGAAUGAGGUUAAGGUUAAAGUCAAGCUGCACAAAACGGGAAGAAAGGGGGGGUUAGGAUCAUUUGAGGAAGUACAGCAGCUCUCAGAGGGUUUUGCUCUUUUAGUUAUGAUAUUGAAACCAAGCUGCACAUAAUUAAUAUCAUUUAUGUAAACAGCGACUUAUCUGGGAUGCUGGACAAUUCAAAAAGGUAUAGAAUAGUAGUCAGUCACUUUUGACGUAAAAUAACCUGACAAUCACGUAAAAUCUUAGUGGCACUGUUUUGCCUGAUCCUCACCAUCCUCGCAGAGACAGCUUCAUCCUGUGCGCAUGAAAAUAAAAUCAGCUCCACCACGUUCUGUUAACUAACCUGUGUUAACAAUCGUGAACAAGUGAAAGGGUGAAAAAUAGUGGCUCUAUAUUACAGCUGUAAUGUGUGUCAUCGGUUUUUCCUUAACAGUCAGUCAGUAUGUCACUGACUGCCCACUAACCACAUUUAUCUCUCAGAUUUUGACACCUUUGUGAGUAAUUUCUCCAUUGCUUAUGUGUGAUGAUGAACACGCCUUAAUGCCUGUGUUUACGCAAUACACUACUAAUACAAAAAGUUCAUUUGCAUGUUAUUUUCACAGCUUUGCAAUUCUCAGAAUGCACAUAGUUUUAUUAACAUGCCACUAAAAACUAGUUGUAUUUGCACAGAGCUGCAACAACUUCACAUAUUUAAAAAAAAAAAAAAAGCUUUUAUAAUGUAGAAAAAUAUGUCUGCAAAAUAAGACAAAUGUAUGAAAAAAAUGCCUAUUGGGAUUUUAUUAUAAACUAAGAACUAAAAAUAUAAGCCUUCACUUUUAGUUUUUCUUCAUUUAAUCCAGAUAACUAAUUCUUUGGUUUUGUAACUUUAGCCCCUUUAAUUAUUUAAAUUUAUAUUUGUGGAUUAGCAAUGGUGAUGUCACACCUGUGUGGAAGAAGUGUGAGCAUUUGUACAUUCUUCCGGAAUAAACCUAAAUAUAAUUGGUUCA